CAACUUAACGUCGUGGUCUUUGUCGCCGUCACAUUCGCCGCCGUUCUGCUAGGCGUCGGCCUGGUCCGGCUGUGGGUCGGGGAGCCCGUAUCCGUGCGGCGUCCGCUCCACUUCAACUAUACCGAGGCCCACCCGAGCACCGUUGCCGCGCUUGGCGGCGCCAAGCGGAGGGGGAGGCCGGUGCCCGCCGGCCAUACCGCCCGGGUCUCGCUCGUUCUCAUCAUGCCCAAGUCCGAUUAUAAUCGCCGGAUUGGUGUGUUUCAGGUAACCGCAGAGGCUAUUGCACCUAAUGGAGACACUAUAACAACAUCAAGCCAGCCAUGCAUGCUAAGGUUCAGAAGCCUACCUGUUCGAUUGAUGCGGACGUGUCUAAUGGGAAUCCCUCUUUUAAUGGGGAUAUGCACCGAGAGCCAGAAAGUAACCAUGGAAGUACUGAGAUAUAAGGAAACCGGUCGGAGAACUGAGGCAAUUAGAGUGAGGUUAAAACCGAGGGCUGGGACAACUGAUCUACCACAACUAUAUGCAGCAGAGAUCUUCAUGACCUCUCAGCUCCCAUGGGGAAAAGAAUUGGUUUACAAUUGGAAGUGGUCGUUCUAUGUGUGGACUUCACUUUACAUGUACAUUAUGCUUCUGAUUAGUAUUGCUGGUUAGGAUAUGAUGGAUACCUACAAAAAGGAUGGGGAGCUCUUUGAUGAUGUGCCUAAAAUCAUGAAGAGAUAGCGUGAGCAGAGCAGCAAGAGGAAGGCUCCAUUGCAAGAGAUGCAAUUGCCAGGGCUUAUUGAGGGUUCAGCUUCAAGCAAUGUAGGAAGGACAGGGGAAGUUAUUGAGGAUUGUGGUGACUUUGAAGCCUCCGAAUCUUCGGAAUGUGUUGGUGGUUAAGUUGUUCUACAGUCUUCAGUAGACAUGUUAUGCGUGUAAAAGUGCAUGAUCAAGUUGCACUUGAAUGUUGUUGCUUUUGUAAAUAUUGUUCCUUACCGAAUGCUAAUUUUUCUAUUAAAAAAAGGC
Messenger RNA from Phoenix dactylifera (date palm), 1005 nucleotides. The record is from RefSeq and is a predicted model, not a curated record. NCBI's taxonomy places the organism in Eukaryota, Viridiplantae, Streptophyta, Magnoliopsida, Arecales, Arecaceae.